ACGAAGCAAUUCUUCAGUUCUUCUCACUGAGCGCUCCUUCACAAAAAAACACACACUCUCUAUCCUCAGACUAUAACUUGUCACAAUGCCUUCUAUCGUGCAUGUUGGACCCAACGCAACCGACAAGUCCUCACUUAAGCCUGUCAUGCCCCCGCGUCUGGAACGCCUUGCCAACAUGAAGCGAAAGCGGGGCUCAAGCUCUUAUGAGAGCUCCGACUCAGGACUCCCCUCAGGAAAGAAGCCGCCUCGGAAAACUGGGUCUAGAUCAGACGCAUCGCGUCUGAUGAUAAAAAGUCGGCCCUCAAAACGGCAGACUCCCAUUACAGUGGAUGACGAGUCAGACGAUGGUAAUGCCCCGGAUGAUAAGCAGGAGGAGAAGGAGUCAUCAAGCUCAAAACCAAAUGAAGCGGUGUCGGACAGGCCGCGUCUGUAUAUUAGAAUCCGGCUUCCGAAGCGGCCGACUGAUACUGCGAAGGACGACCACUCCAAUGAUCGUAAAUUACAGAAGAAAGAGGAAGAUGAUGACAAUUAUCUGGAGGAUAGCUCCCCCGAGAGUAGUGAGGACGAGUACGUACCUCCACGCAAGCGCCAGCGUAGACGCAUUCAAGCCAUCUCAAACCGCUCGUCCUCGCGUGCCCAGCGCACCUCCACCUCUGCUUCCGCCGUCAAGCACGAUAAAGGAGUGCAGACAAUGUGAUCGCAUCUUUAUCACUACAAUACCAAUGGUUCAUAUUUUUCAACUUUUUCCAACGAUUUAGAAAGCUGAUGAGAUGUCAUAGAAAUGGUUGCCUAUGUAUUAUAGAAAGUUUAGAAGGGGGCGUUCUCGAGAUAAUCAUACCAUUAGCUAAUGAAGAGGGACUCUCGGGGAAGAUCUAGGUGUAAAAUAUUGUCUCACGGAAUGUACAGUAUCGUUAAGUAUGGAUAGGAUUCGAACAAAGCAUGGGCACAAAGCAUGAGUAUGUUCUAUGAUGGGUAUGCGCGAGCAUUGAAUUUAGC
Messenger RNA from Suillus bovinus, 996 nucleotides. RefSeq lists its product as uncharacterized. The coding region runs from base 86 to 697 and encodes 203 amino acids. NCBI's taxonomy places the organism in Eukaryota, Fungi, Basidiomycota, Agaricomycetes, Boletales, Suillaceae. The record is from RefSeq and is a predicted model, not a curated record. The transcript has a single exon.